AAACACGGCCCUGCUCCGCGGCUGUCCUACCGGAGCUGAGAGAGCUCCUCUCUACGCCCAAAACCAGAAAGAAUCGUCUUUAUGCUUGGUUGGCUAGCUGGUGGCUACUAGUACUGGUACUUGAUUCGAUCGGGUUCACAACAAAGAGCAUAUUUCUCUUUGCGCGUGGAGCCGUCCACAGCAUGGACAAUCCUCCUCCGGCCGGCGAGGUGAACAACGCGGGCGCCAAUCCUCCGGCCGCCGGCGUGGUGGGGAACGUGGGCGCGAAUGCGGCCGCCGGCGCGGUGAACAACGUCGGUGCCAAUCCUCCGGCGGCCGGCGUGGUCAACAACGUCGGCGCCAAUGCUCCAGCAGCCGGCGUCGCCAAUCCUCCGGCAGCGGCGGAAGCUGCUGCAGUGGCUGCCGCUGCAGCGCAGGCGCGGCUCCGCAGGGAGAAGAGGGAGAGGAUGGUUAUGUGUGUGGUGUUUGUGGUCAUCCUGGCAGCGUUUAUAACUCUGAUGGCGCUGUUGAUGACGCAUCCAUGGGAUGGCCAGUAGAGAGUGCUCGAUCUGCAGUUCUGCAAACGGGCUUCAUUCACUAGCAGCAUCGUUGAUACUAUCAUUCUCUUGUAGCACUUUGUUGAGAUCGCGCUAUGUGUAAUGUGUUUAUGUGCUCACAGUAGAGUAGGAGUAAUAGAUAAUUUGAUCCUUGUAAUAAUUAAACUCAGUAGAUUUCAGUUUGGUGUGCCUAGCACUAGGACCAUCCAUCUGGCCUAUUCGUGGUGAAGUAGGUAGUACUGCGAGUGCCAUACUGACAUCUAUGUAGUUCGUUAUGAGCAAGGUAAAAUCUCGGACGGACACUGAAUGUGGAAUGAUUGCUUUGGGGCAGUCUCAAGCCAGAGCUAUAAUAUAUCCACAUAACUUUUUUGCA
Messenger RNA from Lolium perenne, 909 nucleotides. RefSeq lists its product as uncharacterized. Lineage: Eukaryota; Viridiplantae; Streptophyta; Magnoliopsida; Poales; Poaceae. The record is from RefSeq and is a predicted model, not a curated record.